GAGAUGGAGAAAAGCGAAGAAGAAGCGGCGAGGAUCAAGGGAUCAUGGAGCCCGGAAGAGGAUGCAGCCUUGACGAGGCUCGUCGAGCGCCAUGGCGCUCGGAACUGGACCACGAUCAGCGCCGGCGUGCCGGGGAGAUCUGGGAAAUCUUGCAGGUUACGGUGGUGUAACCAGCUGAGCCCGUCUGUGCAUCACCGACCUUUACGCCGGCGGAGGAUGCUGCUGAUUCUCGCCGCCCAUGCGAAGCAUGGGAACCGAUGGGCCACCAUCGCACGCCUCCUUCCUGGCCGCACCGACAACGCGAUCAAGAACCAUUGGAACUCCACUCUCCGCCGCCGUGGGCUUUCUCAGUCCCAGAUCGCUCCUUCUACUUCGAAUUCCUCCCUUCGCCUCCGCGCUCUUCGGUGCCGGAGACUCCGGAGAAUUCAGAGUCCGCUUCGAAGAGACAGUGCCGGAGAGAGGAUGAGGUGGAUGAGACUGGGCUUUGUCUUUCGCUGA
Dioscorea cayenensis subsp. rotundata (Guinea yam) is the source of this 498-nucleotide messenger RNA. RefSeq names its product transcription factor MYB44-like. Gene Ontology annotation, cellular component: nucleus. NCBI's taxonomy places the organism in Eukaryota, Viridiplantae, Streptophyta, Magnoliopsida, Dioscoreales, Dioscoreaceae. Gene Ontology annotation, molecular function: RNA polymerase II cis-regulatory region sequence-specific DNA binding; DNA-binding transcription factor activity, RNA polymerase II-specific. Gene Ontology annotation, biological process: regulation of DNA-templated transcription. The record is from RefSeq and is a predicted model, not a curated record.